Messenger RNA from Carya illinoinensis, 1259 nucleotides. RefSeq lists its product as uncharacterized. The transcript is spliced from 6 exons. NCBI's taxonomy places the organism in Eukaryota, Viridiplantae, Streptophyta, Magnoliopsida, Fagales, Juglandaceae. The coding region runs from base 490 to 990 and encodes 166 amino acids. The record is from RefSeq and is a predicted model, not a curated record.
AAAUAAGGAGACUGCAGUGUACUGUUCUUGUUAGUUGUUACUGUUAUUCACUCCAUUCAAGUGGGCAGCGAAGUCAGUGGUACAAAUGGCAGAGACGGCAACAACGUUGAAAAGCCCAUCAAUUUUGGAAAUCAGAUAACACUCGUUUCGUUCUGACAAUUCCAAAAUCCUAGAGAAUUCAGCUUUCUAAUUUUGCAUUCUCUCUCUCUCUCUCUUUUUUUUUUUUUUUGUUCACUACGGCAUUUCAGAACCCUAGAAUUCGCUCAGGAUUUGCCGUCCAGUGCUGGUUAUCUCGGAAUCCAUGUGUCGUUGUUAAGUUCUGUUUUGGGUUUUUGGCGAUUAUGGUAGUGCAAAAUAGCUCGAUCGGUGCUUGGAUCCGUCACUUCCUCGCUUGCACUGGUAAAAAUGGGUUGAAAAGACUGGCGCUAUUAACUAAUACACAAAUGGGGACGUACGAUUCUGGUGGAUUGGGAACACCAAAGGAGGGAAAUGCAGCUAUUUCCAAUGCAGAGAAACAAUUCUGGUUGCUUUGGAUGCUGCUCUAAACCCACACCAAUUAUUGCUGUUGAUGAGCCAUCAAAGGGACUGAAAAUUCAAGGGCGCAGGGUGAGAAAACCUAGUAUAUCAGAUGAUUUUUGGAGUACCAGCACAUAUGAUCCAGACAACAGUACCAUUCAGUCUCAAAGAAGCAUCUCAUCUAUAAGCACAUCAAACCAGACCCUCAAUUCUGGCAGUGGGAUUGGUAGCAAAAGCUGCAAUUCUCACUAUGUAAAUCAUGGCCUUCUGCUCUGGAAUCAAACCAGGCUUCAAUGGACUGGAAGUAGCAGGUCCAGGGAUCAAACUCAACAAAGUCGGGAACCCCAAUUAAGUUGCAACGUGACCUAUGAAAGUUUUCUAGGGACCAAACAGCCUUUCCCCCAGCCCAUUCCUCUAUCUGAGAUGAUAGAGUUUCUGGUAGAUGUAUGGGACCAGGAGGGGCUGUAUGAUUGAGGAAGUGUAUUCAUAUGAAGAUCUCACUCUGAAACUCAAGUGUCUUUCGUAUAUAGUUGGGACAAACGAGGAACAGAAGAUCAAACAAAUUUUUCCAUCUCAAUUGUAAUGCUACAUGCCAAUGACAAUAUUAUCUUCUUUUUCUUAAUCUUUAUCUUUCUUCCCCUUUCUCCUGCAUAUGCCCUAUUGGACAUGCCCCCUCUACCAUAUUCAAACUGAAUACAGAUGUAAAUGUGUAGUUAUACUGAAACUUGAUGCUUUCUUCUUUU